AUGUCGCGCGCGAUCGAACGCGCGAUCGCGCGCGCGGGGCGAUUCGGUCGACGCGCGGGCGCGGGCGCGGUGACGACGACGACGACGGACGCGACGCGCGCGUGGUCACCCGUCGUGGAACGAAGCGACGCGCCUGGGCGACGGACGUCGUCGUCGCCGGCGCGCGAUGGGGGCGUCGCGCGCGCCGCGCGGGCGCGGUGGACGUCCGCGCGCGCGUGCGCGUGGGGGGUGGGGGCGACGCGGGGGUUCGCGGCGAGUGGGACGGCGCGGGACGGCGGCGGGUCGGGCGACGGCGGGUCGGGCGACGGCGACGACGGCGGGUCGGGCGACGGGACGGAUUGGGACGGGCUGUUCGAUGACGAUGCGUGGUACGAACGGGGGAUAACGGUGCGGGGUGGGUCGGCGAUCGAUCACGCGAGCGGUGGGGCGCUGGCGCUGAACGCGCUGCGAGACGCGGACGGCGCGCGAAAAGCGCGGAAACGCGUGGGGAGAGGGAUCGGAAGCGGUAAGGGUAAGACGAGCGGUCGGGGGCACAAGGGGGCGAAAUCGCGCUCGGGAGGGGGUCCGAGACUCGGGUUUGAGGGUGGGCAGACACCGCUGCGAUUGACGCUUCCGAAGCGGGGGGCGCACAACCCGCAUCGAAUGACGUUUGACGUGGUGAAUUUGGCGACGCUUCGAGAGUACGUCGAGGCCGGACGGUUCGGUGAGUACGAUGGCGACAAUCCGCGGACGUUGACGAUGAAGGAUUUCGUCGAUGCUGGGCUGUCGAACAAGAAGAUCAAGCACGGGAUCAAGCUCUUGGCGGGCGGCGUCGACGCGGAUGAAGCCUUCAUCAAGGUUCGCUUGGAGGUUUCCAGAGCGAGCACAAAGGCGAAGGAGAUCGUCGAGCGCGCCGGUGGGAGCGUCACCAAGGUGCAUUACAACCGCCUCGGCCUGCGUGCGCUGCUACACCCGCACAAGUUCCCGCGAGGUUUACCGAAACCGGCGAGAACUCCGCCGAGACUGCGCAAAUUCGUCGAUCGAGAAGGAACGCUCCCGGCGCCGGCGCAGAUGGAAACGAGCGCGUAA
Ostreococcus tauri is the source of this 1068-nucleotide messenger RNA. Its product is annotated as Ribosomal protein L15, bacterial-type. The transcript has a single exon. Gene Ontology annotation, cellular component: mitochondrial large ribosomal subunit. Gene Ontology annotation, biological process: translation. Gene Ontology annotation, molecular function: structural constituent of ribosome. The record is from RefSeq and is a predicted model, not a curated record. The coding region runs from base 1 to 1068 and encodes 355 amino acids. NCBI's taxonomy places the organism in Eukaryota, Viridiplantae, Chlorophyta, Mamiellophyceae, Mamiellales, Bathycoccaceae.